Branchiostoma floridae (Florida lancelet) is the source of this 713-nucleotide messenger RNA. RefSeq names its product histone H2A-like. Gene Ontology annotation, molecular function: protein heterodimerization activity; DNA binding; structural constituent of chromatin. Gene Ontology annotation, cellular component: nucleosome. NCBI's taxonomy places the organism in Eukaryota, Metazoa, Chordata, Leptocardii, Amphioxiformes, Branchiostomatidae. The record is from RefSeq and is a predicted model, not a curated record. The transcript has a single exon. The coding region runs from base 34 to 411 and encodes 125 amino acids.
CUGUAAAAUCAGACUGAAAACCAUCUGUGAAUCAUGUCUGGACGUGGUAAAGGAGGCAAGGCCCGUGCGAAGGCGAAGAGCCGUUCAUCCCGUGCAGGGCUUCAGUUCCCUGUCGGCCGUGUGCACCGUUUCCUGCGCAAGGGCAACUAUGCCGAGCGUGUCGGUGCCGGCGCCCCAGUCUAUCUGGCCGCCGUGCUGGAGUACCUGACCGCUGAGAUCCUCGAGUUGGCCGGGAACGCUGCCCGUGACAACAAGAAGACCAGGAUCAUCCCCCGUCAUCUUCAGCUGGCCGUCCGCAAUGACGAGGAGCUGAACAAGCUUCUGUCCGGCGUGACCAUCGCUCAGGGAGGUGUGCUGCCCAACAUCCACGCCGUGCUCCUGCCCAAGAAGACCGCUAGCAAAUCUGCUUAAUUUCUAAACUGGACGCUGCAAACCCCGGCCCUUUUCAGGGCCACCCACAUCUUGUGAAGAACUGUACUGUACCACAUUUAUCCAACAUCAUAUACAUAACUAGCCUGGAUACCAUACACUAACCUCAGAUAUCUUUCGUGUAUCAGGUAUCUUUCCUGCACGAUAGAUACUUGAAUGCUGAUGCAGAGUGUCCAGACCACUGCAUCAGCAGAAUACAGUGGACUACUACUACUACAGAUACUUGAGAUCGGGCUGGGGUUUGGUAACCACCAACCAGGCUAAUACAUAACCGCGGUGGCCAA